CCCCCCCCCCCCCCCCGGAAGACAGCGACGGCAGCAGCAUACCUAUCUUCGAGGCAUAACAGUAUUCAGUAAUACCGACGAUCGUUCAAUCCUUUUUUCCGUUUAAAGCGCAGACAUCACGGGCGCGGUGCGGCCAUUCUCCGUUUCCUUGGAGCCGUUGACGCUGGCGUUGACCGCGUCAAUUUGCCUCCUUCUUUUGAGUCCUACCCACGUCUUCGACCGCCCGGAUAGCCCUAUCCGAGGAGCUUUCGCUACUGUAUUUCUUCCAAAAUGAUACGACCGACAACUGUCCUGUGCUCGCUUCUGGCGGCCGCCAGCUCGGCUCGCGCUGCUAUUACGCUGGACCUCUCCUCGACUGAUUCAAUCAAGCAGGCAGCGUCGACGAUAGCAUGGGGAAUGGUGCACUACUACACUGGUAACAACACGGGUGACGUGCCUGGCAACUUGCCGGCUCCUUACUAUUGGUGGGAGGCUGGUGCUAUGUUUGGCGCCCUUGUCGACUAUUGGUACUAUACGGGUGACACCACUUACAACGACAUUACCACACAAGCUAUGCAGUGGCAGGUUGGUCCCAACGAGGAUUACAUGCCGCCGAAUCAGACAAAAACGCUUGGUAAUGACGACCAGUCAUUCUGGGCAAUGGCCGCCAUGUCUGCGGCAGAGGUGAACUUUCCAAAUCCACCAGCUGACAAGCCACAAUGGCUUGCUCUCGCCCAGGCCGUCUUCAAUACCCAGGCUCCACGAUGGGAUGACAGCACAUGUGGCGGUGGUCUGCGAUGGCAGGUUUUCACCUUCAACAACGGUUAUAAUUACAAGAACACCAUCUCUAACGGAUGCUUCUUCAAUAUCGCUGCUCGUCUAGGUCGCUACACAGGGAAUUCUACAUACCUGGACUGGGCGAACAAAUCAUGGAACUGGAUCAGCAGUAUCGGUCUCAUGGAUGGCAGCGGGGGCACAUACCAUUUCUACGAUGGCAGUGACGACACUAUCAACUGCACACAGAUCAAUCACAUCCAGUGGACGUACAAUGCCGGUGUCUACUUGUACGGCGCUUCCAUCAUGUACAAUGUCAGUGCUGAGGCCGACCCGAACAGCUCCGAUACGGCCAUGUGGAAGCAAAGAGUUGACAUGAUUGUGGGCGGCCUUGAUGUCUUCUUUAACAAUGGCAUCAUGUUUGAAGUCGCCUGCGAAACAAACGGCAAGUGCGAUGUUGACCAACGUUCCUUCAAGGCGUACCUCGCACGUUGGAUGGCCGCCUCUACCAAAGUUGCUCCCUGGACUGCCUCUACCAUCAUGCCGCUACUUCAGAAGUCCGCUCAAGCUGCCGUCGGCACGUGCAGCGCUGGCAUCGACGGUAAUCAGUGUGGCUUGCGAUGGACUGAAGGCGCUGUGAACGAUGGCUCGAUGGGUGUAGGAGAGCAGAUGUCUGCGUUGGAGGUCGUGCAAAGCAACCUAAUUGGCAACGUUGCUGGACCUCUGACCAACUCGACCGGUGGGACCUCAGCUGGCAACCCCGCGGCCGGCUCGAACUCAGAUGACAACCCGAUUAAGUUCAAUGCCAUCACCACUGCUGACAAGGCGGGUGCAAGCAUUCUGACUCUGAUGGUUCUGUCCGCGCUAUUCGCAGGUGCCUGGUGGAUGGGUGUAAAAGGGUGAAGAACAUGUGUCCUCAACAAGCCUUUCUUUUCCCUAAUUCUAUUGUCUUUAUAAUCGCGCGAGUAUAUCAGACGGCGUCCAAAGGGGAUUGCUGCUGCUCUGUCAGCUGGUGCUUGCAUCAACGUCAUUGUGACUGGAAAGGGUUUUUCUCCUCAUGUAUGAGUGCACAGUGGCGGCGUUCGGAUAUGGAUCAAAGACAGUCUUUUUAUUUUCUUUUUGACGACUAGAAGCGCAAGUCGUGUGAAUAUGGUGUCAGCAGCACAUUCAUGCAUAUUCUUCUCAGUCUUGUUUCUCGAUAUCUGCUGAUCCACUUUCCUAUCCCAUGUUUCAGGUUUUGCUCGCUAGGGUUCUGGAGACGUGAGGCAAUAGUUGUGUGCACGGACCACGAAGAAUUUUUGCCAGAGAAAUUUCACGCUCCAACUUAAAAAGCCUUCGCUCUUCCUACAACGUAGCAACGAACAUAAGACGAUUCAAAUG
This is a messenger RNA of Verruconis gallopava, 2133 nucleotides long. RefSeq lists its product as uncharacterized. Lineage: Eukaryota; Fungi; Ascomycota; Dothideomycetes; Venturiales; Sympoventuriaceae. Bases 271 to 1656 code for a protein of 461 amino acids. Gene Ontology annotation, biological process: carbohydrate catabolic process; fungal-type cell wall biogenesis. The record is from RefSeq and is a predicted model, not a curated record. The transcript is spliced from 4 exons. Gene Ontology annotation, molecular function: mannan endo-1,6-alpha-mannosidase activity.